Messenger RNA from Linum trigynum, 1927 nucleotides. The record is from the annotation of a GenBank genome assembly. NCBI's taxonomy places the organism in Eukaryota, Viridiplantae, Streptophyta, Magnoliopsida, Malpighiales, Linaceae.
CAUCUUGUGUGGAAGGCAAUGGAGGGAGACAUCUAAAUCACCUCCCCUCCACAGACCGCCCAAAUUUAUAUUUUUUCUAUUCAACCUGCAAUGGCUUUAUCCAAAUGCUCCUCUCCUCUUCUUCGAACCUCUUCCUUCUUCCCCCUCUCUCAAAUUUCUUCACAUAGAGAGGAGAAUAAACGACAGCAGCCAUUUUAACCAUGCCAGUUUCCUUCUCUGCUUCUUCUUCUUCACCUCUGCCCACUGCUUCCUCUCCUUCCUGCAGAUUCUCAACUCCAAAACGACCCAGAACCCAUUUCUCAUACCCUCUCCUCGCCCCCAAUCCCCUCUCCAAGAAGAAGGUCAACUAUACAUUCCUCCGGACAUACCCACACCGCGGCCGACAGCGCGAUUUCCCCUCCUGCGCCGCCAUUGCAGGACUCGAUUUCGGCAACUUGGAGUCGGUCUUCGAAGCAGCCGGAGUAUUGACAGCUAUCAUAAUCGUGCACGAGAGCGGCCACUUCCUCGCCGCCACCCUCCAGGGGAUCCACGUAAGUAAAUUCGCAGUUGGGUUCGGUCCGAUUUUAGCCAAGUUCAAUUCCAACAAUGUGGAAUACUCGCUUAGAGCUUUCCCCUUAGGUGGGUUCGUGGGUUUCCCUGAUAACGAUCCCAAUAGCGAUAUUCCAGCGGACGACGAGAAUCUGCUCAAGAAUCGGCCGAUUCUGGACCGGGUAUUAGUGAUUUCAGCUGGUGUAGUUGCUAAUAUCAUUUUCGCCUACGCGAUUAUCUUGGUUCAAGUUUGUUCGGUUGGUUUGCCUGUUCAAGAGGCAUUUCCUGGUGUUCUUGUCCCUGAAGUUCGACCCUUCUCUGCUGCUUCUCGAGAUGGGUUGCUUCCUGGUGAUGUUAUCGUCUCUAUCAAUGGUUCGGAAGUGCUUAAACCCGGGGUUAAUUCGGUCUCUGAGGUUGUCGAGGUCAUUAAGAUGAACCCCAAGAGAGACGUGGUACUGAAAGUGGAGAGAGGGAAGCAGGAUUUUGAGAUUAAGGUAACCCCAGAUGAGAGCUUUGAUGGAACUGGUCGAAUCGGAGUUCAGUUGUCGCCGAAUUUCAAAAUCGAUAAGGUUGUAGCUAGGAAUAUCAUGGAUGCGUUUAACUUUUCUGGAAGGGAAUUUGUGGGUCUUACUUACAGCGUUCUAGAUAGCUUGAGGCAGACUGUGAUGAACUUCUCACAGACUGCAAGUAAAGUUGCAAGCCCUGUAGCUAUCAUUGCAGUUGGUGCUGAGGUUGCUCGGUCGAAUGUUGAUGGGCUAUACCAAUUCGCGGCACUGCUCAAUUUGAACUUGGCUGUGAUUAACCUUCUCCCUUUGCCUGCUCUGGAUGGAGGGUCCUUGGCAUUGAUUGCUGUGGAAGCAGCGAGAGGUGGGAGGAAGCUACCUUUGGAAGUGGAGCAGCGAAUUAUGUCAUCAGGGAUUACGUUGGUUUUGCUUAUCGGGAUGUUCCUCAUUGUCAGGGAUACAUUAAACCUAGAUUUCAUAAGAGAGAUGUUGUGAUCGAUUACUGUCAUGAGGGUUUUCGAAGCUGAAGAAUGAAGGCAACCAAUGUGGAUAUGACACAGAAUGGCGGCUAGUUGUAGAAUUGGUGUACAAUUGGUUUGGUUUCUUCGUCCAGAUGAGUUUUGGAAGAGGUAUUUCCCAUUCAUGAAUCAAUUGUCAAUAUCUUGUUGUUUGGAAAUUAGUGUCAACUUGUUGAAUGAACCGUUUUCUGGUACAGUGUCUGUAAUUCUUAAAUGAGUCAAAAGGAUGAUAGUGAAUUAGUGAUGAUACCAAACUCUUCCACAACAUCUUAAUCCUUGUUAUUUCAAUUCGGGCACUAAUCGGUUGUCCAUUGGCAGUCUGGGUGUUCAAAUGGUUACCAUGGUUAUAACCAAACCAAAUAAGGCUAAAUUCCGUUA